AUGGAAGGAGGCGGCAAGCCCAACUCCUCGUCCAACAGCCGGGACGAUGGCAACAGCGUCUUCCCCGCCAAGGCGCCCGCGACGGGCGCGGGGCCGGCAGCGGCCGAGAAGCGCCUGGGCACUCCGCCGGGGGGCGGCGGGGCCGGCGCCAAGGAGCACGGCAACUCCGUGUGCUUCAAGGUGGACGGCGGCGGCGGCGGCGGCGAGGAGCCGGCCGGGGGCUGCGAGGAUGCCGAGGGGCCCCGGCGGCAGUACGGCUUCAUGCAGAGGCAGUUCACCUCCAUGCUGCAGCCUGGGGUCAACAAAUUCUCCCUCCGCAUGUUCGGGAGCCAGAAGGCGGUGGAGAAGGAGCAGGAAAGGGUUAAAACUGCAGGCUUCUGGAUUAUCCACCCUUACAGCGAUUUCAGGUUUUAUUGGGAUUUAAUAAUGCUUAUAAUGAUGGUCGGAAAUCUGGUCAUCAUACCAGUUGGAAUCACAUUCUUUACAGAACAAACAACAACGCCAUGGAUUAUUUUCAAUGUGGCAUCAGAUACAGUUUUCCUUUUGGACCUGAUCAUGAAUUUUAGGACUGGAACUGUCAAUGAAGACAGUUCUGAAAUCAUCCUGGACCCUAAAGUGAUCAAGAUGAAUUAUUUAAAAAGCUGGUUUGUGGUUGACUUCAUCUCAUCAAUCCCAGUGGAUUAUAUCUUUCUCAUUGUAGAAAAAGGAAUGGAUUCAGAAGUUUACAAGACAGCCAGGGCACUUCGCAUUGUGAGGUUUACAAAAAUUCUCAGUCUCUUGCGUUUGUUACGACUUUCAAGGUUAAUUAGAUACAUACAUCAGUGGGAAGAGAUUUUCCACAUGACGUAUGACCUUGCCAGUGCGGUAGUGAGAAUUUUUAACCUCAUCGGCAUGAUGCUCCUCCUAUGUCACUGGGAUGGCUGUCUUCAGUUCUUAGUGCCGCUCCUGCAGGAUUUCCCACCAGAUUGCUGGGUGUCUCUAAAUGAAAUGGUUAAUGAUUCUUGGGGAAAGCAGUAUUCAUAUGCGCUCUUCAAAGCCAUGAGUCACAUGCUGUGUAUUGGGUAUGGAGCCCAGGCCCCAGUCAGCAUGUCCGACCUCUGGAUCACCAUGCUGAGCAUGAUCGUCGGGGCCACCUGUUACGCCAUGUUUGUGGGCCAUGCCACAGCUCUAAUCCAGUCUUUGGAUUCCUCAAGGCGGCAAUAUCAAGAGAAGUAUAAGCAAGUAGAACAAUACAUGUCAUUCCAUAAGUUACCAGCUGAUAUGCGUCAGAAGAUCCAUGAUUACUAUGAACACAGAUACCAAGGCAAAAUCUUUGAUGAGGAAAAUAUUCUCAAUGAACUCAAUGAUCCUCUGAGAGAGGAGAUAGUCAACUUCAACUGUCGGAAACUAGUGGCUACGAUGCCUCUUUUUGCUAACGCGGAUCCUAAUUUUGUGACUGCCAUGCUGAGCAAGUUGAGAUUUGAGGUGUUUCAACCUGGAGAUUAUAUCAUACGAGAAGGAGCUGUGGGUAAAAAAAUGUAUUUCAUUCAACAUGGUGUUGCUGGUGUCAUCACAAAAUCCAGUAAAGAAAUGAAGCUGACAGAUGGCUCUUACUUUGGAGAGAUUUGCCUGCUGACGAAGGGACGUCGCACUGCCAGUGUUCGAGCUGAUACAUAUUGUCGUCUUUAUUCAUUGUCUGUGGACAAUUUCAAUGAGGUCCUGGAGGAAUAUCCAAUGAUGAGAAGAGCCUUUGAGACAGUUGCCAUUGACCGACUGGAUCGCAUAGGAAAGAAAAAUUCAAUUCUUCUGCAAAAGUUCCAGAAGGAUCUAAACACUGGUGUUUUCAACAAUCAGGAGAACGAGAUCCUGAAGCAGAUUGUGAAACACGACCGGGAGAUGGUACAGGCAAUCGCUCCCAUCAAUUAUCCUCAAAUGACAGCCCUGAAUUCUACAUCUUCAACUACUACCCCGACCUCUCGCAUGAGGACACAAUCUCCGCCGGUGUACUCAGCGACCAGUCUGUCUCAUAGCAACCUGCAUUCCCCCAGUCCCAGCACACAGACCCCCCAGUCCUCAGCCAUCCUCUCACCUUGCUCCUACACCACUGUGGUCUGCAGCCCUCCUGUACAGAGCCCACUGGCCACUCGAACUUUCCACUAUGCCUCCCCCACUGCUUCCCAGUUGUCACUCAUGCAGCAACAGCAACAGUUACAGCAGUCCCAGCCACCGCAGCCCCAGCAGCAGCCCCAACAGCCACAGACACCCAGCAGCUCCACACCGAAAAAUGACGUGCACAAGAGCACUCAGGCGCUUCACAACACCAGCCUGACCCGAGACGUCAGGCCCCUCUCUGCCUCGCAACCCUCGCUACCCCAUGAGGUUUCCACCCUGAUAUCCAGACCUCAUCCCACUGUGGGUGAGUCCCUGGCCUCCAUCCCUCAGCCUGUGACAGCUGUCCACGGCACGGGCCUUCAGGCCGGGGGCAGGGGCACUGUGCCCCAGCGAGUCACCCUGUUCCGACAGAUGUCUUCAGGAGCCAUUCCCCCAAACCGAGGAGUCCCUCCAGCACCCCCUCCACCAGCAGCUGCUCUUCCGAGAGAGUCUUCCUCAGUCUUAAGUACAGACCCAGAUGCAGAAAAGCCACGAUUUGCUUCAAAUUUAUGA
Molecule: messenger RNA, 2643 nt
Organism: Equus quagga
Lineage: Eukaryota; Metazoa; Chordata; Mammalia; Perissodactyla; Equidae
Gene: HCN1
Product: hyperpolarization activated cyclic nucleotide gated potassium channel 1
Exons: 8
Coding region: 1-2643 (880 amino acids)
Biological process (GO): transmembrane transport; potassium ion transport
Cellular component (GO): membrane
Molecular function (GO): voltage-gated potassium channel activity
Source: RefSeq, a predicted model, not a curated record